This is a messenger RNA of Closterium sp. Yama58-4, 1581 nucleotides long. The record is from the annotation of a GenBank genome assembly. Lineage: Eukaryota; Viridiplantae; Streptophyta; Zygnematophyceae; Desmidiales; Closteriaceae.
AUGGGCUCUUUACCAGGCGUCGUCUGCGAGUUCUGCAACAGAUGGUUCCCCAACGCCCAAGUUUAUGGCGGUCAUAAGUCACGGCGGACCCCUUGCCAAGGACUAUCCGCCGUGGCAAGGCCCACGCGAUCUGCACCGACCGCCGGUCUACACGCUCUGCUAUUCGUCCACGACAUUCUGUCGGACGCUCCAGCCGCUCCCGGUUCACCUACAGCGUCUAACGCAUCCAACGCCGUCAGUGAGAGCGGUCCUCCACGCGUGCCUGAAGCUGACGUUGACGAAACUCCCAACGACGUGAACGAGGGGCCUCCUGAAGAUGAACAUCAACCACAACCAGGAGCUCCCGCGGCUGACACGAGUGACCAUCCUGAGAGCCGGCCCGAAGGGAGUCAUGCCGCGCCGCCAUCAAUCAUCUCCGGACAGAGCAAUGCCACGCCCCUCAAUCCGCUCGCGUUGAAGCUGCUGCAUUUCGUUCGGCGCGUGAAUGGCGGAAUGGGGAUGGCCGAGGUUGACAUCAAUGGCCUGCUUCAGCUAGUCGUAGAGCCCGGCCUUGCGCCUCUUGUGAUCUCGGAGCUCCGGAACUGCAAGGAUCUGGAGCGGUUCGAGAUGGAGCGCUUGGCAGGGCUCAAUCGCGGAUGGUCGGUGGCGACCUUCGAGAUUGACGGUCAUCCACCACAGCGCUUGCUCUUUCAAAACUCAGCCCAGGCAUUCGCUGAAAUGUUUGGACAUCCCAACAACGCGCCCGGCUUCAAGCUCAAGGCGCGUGUUGAUGAGGACCCUGACGCAGGCGGCCGUUGCUAUACCACGCCUGAAACAGGAACGUGGUGGAAUGAUGCUCAGCAACAACGGCCGGAAGAAGGCGUGGCCGCUCAUGAUGACGCUGGCCAACAUCUCCCAGGCCAAGCGAUGGGGGAAAGCCGGGCACACACUACUUGCUCUGCAAUGUCUGCCGUGGAGAAGGUGAUGCUCUUCCAGCGAUGCGUCAUCACCGUGCUGCAGCCGCUUCUUGAUGGCAUCGCCAGCGGGUUCCGUCUCAGGGACCCUUUCGGUGAUUGGCAAACCGUGCGCCCCCUGCUGUACGCCUGGGUGUGCGACUACCCCGAGAGCGGCAAGAUCAGUUGCACACUCUCGCAUGGAUCGCGGAUGCCGUGCAGCAUCUGCUAUGCUGCAAAGGAGCAUCUGAGUGCGGCACGGAACACGCCGCGCACGCCUGAACAGCAGCAAUGGAUCGUUAACGAGGCGGCUGGGACGACAACUAGCCAGGACAACCCGUGCAAGGCCUACUCUACCUACCCUGUUGAGUGCGUGCUCUGGAAGUGGGAUGUCCCAGGGACCGCGUGGGGCAAUCCCUACCUCGUGGUCAUGCCUGACAUCAUGCACCAGGCGGACCUGGGCAUCAUGAGCCACAUUGUGGCUGUCGUGCGCAAGAUGAAGAAGCGGCGUGUGAAGCAGAUGGACAGGCGCCUGUCCCUCAUUCGCGACCGCACGCGCCUGAAUCACAUGCGCCUGCCGGAGAGCGCCUAUUUUGAGACCGGAGCAUGUGUCGCGGCCUAUGAGCACAGGGCCGUCAUGCAGCUAUGA